Molecule: messenger RNA, 614 nt
Organism: Solanum pennellii
Lineage: Eukaryota; Viridiplantae; Streptophyta; Magnoliopsida; Solanales; Solanaceae
Product: protein TIFY 5A-like
Exons: 3
Coding region: 34-417 (127 amino acids)
Biological process (GO): regulation of defense response; response to wounding; regulation of jasmonic acid mediated signaling pathway
Cellular component (GO): nucleus
Source: RefSeq, a predicted model, not a curated record
CCUCUUUCUUAUUUCAUAUCACAAUCGAAGAAAAUGAGAAGAAAUUGUAAUUUGGAGCUUAGGCUUAUGCCACCUUCUCUUUCUACUUUUUCUCCUAACAUUUGCAGUAAUAAUAAUACAUCCUCCUAUUUUUCAAUGGAGGAAGAUAAAGAAAGCACAGAAUUAGAGAAGAAAUCUGAGCCGUUAACCAUAUUUUACAAUGGAAAACUUGUGGUUUCUCAUGUUACUGACCUUCAGGCUAAAGCUAUAAUAUAUCUUGCAAGUAGAGAAACAGAGGAGAAAACAAACAAGAGUCUGUCACCAAUAUCUGAGCCAUCAUCACCAUUAUUACAACCUCAAACUGUGAAGAAAUCUCUACAAAGAUUUCUACAAAAAAGAAAAAGUAGAACUCAAACAACUUCGCCAUAUCAUCACUAGCUUAGUUUAGUUCCAUUAUUUGUACAUAUGUUUUGUAUUUUUGGAUCUAGAAAUUAGCGUAUCACUUAUUUUAUACAAAAUUUUCUUAUUUAAUUUUCUCUCUGUUUAGCUUAGGAUAACAUUACUCGUGUGGUGACAAGAACACACGCAUAUUGACAAAAAAUGAAAAUCAAGAAAGGAUUUAGAUGUGAAAUCAA